Messenger RNA from Colletotrichum tamarilloi, 1125 nucleotides. Its product is annotated as zinc-binding dehydrogenase. The transcript is spliced from 2 exons. Gene Ontology annotation, molecular function: oxidoreductase activity, acting on NAD(P)H. The record is from RefSeq and is a predicted model, not a curated record. NCBI's taxonomy places the organism in Eukaryota, Fungi, Ascomycota, Sordariomycetes, Glomerellales, Glomerellaceae. The coding region runs from base 1 to 1125 and encodes 374 amino acids.
AUGGAAAUCGAAAUCCCGGCUAUCCAUCCAGCAGUAGCAGUCAAGGCUCCGAGAGAGCCUCUGAUCCUCAUCGAUGCCCCGACAUAUCCACCCGACGCCGGCGAGGUCAUUGUCCAGGUAGAAUGGACCUCCUCCACGCCCUAUCAUCUGCACCAAGCAGAUGGCGGCCUAUUGAUCGACAUGUUCCCCCGCAUCCUGGGCGACACCUUUGCAGGGACGGUACUCCUAGUCGGACCCGGGCCGCACCACGUCGACCUCGAAGUCGGAGACAAAGUUCUGGGGUACUCAUUCCGCGACGACAAGGACGGCAAGGAAAAGGCUGCUCAAACCCUCAUCACCGUCCCCACUUUCUUGCUGGGGAAGAUGCCCAAGGGGCUGACGAUGCAAGAAGCCGUGACUGUGCCCGACAACAUCGUUACUGUCUUCCAGGCCGCUGUUGAUCUCGCACUGCCGCUCCCGUGGCCUAUCCCGGAAGGGUGGACACCCCCGGAAGCGGAUGCGCCGAUCCUGUUGUGGGGCGGAUCCGGAUCAGUUGGCAUGUACUCCAUCGAGGUGUUCCGGCACUGGGGGUACAGGAAUCUCAUCGUGGUUGCGAGCGGGAAACACCACGAGUACCUCACCUCGCUAGGCGCGACGGUUUGCUUCGACUAUCGAGAUAAGCACGUCGUCCAGAGCAUCCGGGAUCAUCUAGGCCCCAAGGGUGUCCCCUAUGUUAUUGAUUGCAUUGGACACUUGUCAGGAUCUCUCGGACCCAUUACCCAUUUGGCGGACCGAGGCACCAAGGUUGCGGUCAUGCUCCCCGUCGUCAUCAAAGACCCGACAGAAAUCGAAGCUCCUGUGUAUCAGAUGACGGAGCCCGCAGAAGGGCAAUGGAAAGAAGGUGUUGUCGUGAAAGGUGUCAGAACACAUUUCUAUCUCAAGAACAAAUUAUUCAAGGACAAGAUGCAAUGUGAGAUAAUACCAUCAUUGCUGGAGCAAAAGGUGGUGAGGCCAAACCCGCAAAGGAUAGUCGAAGGAGACACAUUACUGGAGCGGGCUCAAGAUGCCAUUGUGCUCCUGCGGAACAAGGCUGUGAGUGGCGAGAGACUUGUUUGGAGAGUGUCAGAGAAUGAAGCAAUUGUUUAG